Dimorphilus gyrociliatus is the source of this 1868-nucleotide messenger RNA. The record is from the annotation of a GenBank genome assembly. Lineage: Eukaryota; Metazoa; Annelida; Polychaeta; Dinophilidae.
GGUAUUAAUCGAUGUGCAUUUAUAGUGCCCGAGUUCCUUAUUACAAAAACUAUAUUUAGUGUUUUUGGAACUAAUUUCACGUUUCAAUGGAUUCGUCGGAUAAAAGUUCGAUUAAAGAAAACCUAAUAGUGGGCACAAUUAAGUCGAGAUAUGGUGAAAUAUGCGUAGAUCUUAACUUGCAAAAUGUACAUAUCGACAAAAAUCGAGUUGGGAACUUGUAUCUGACAAAUUAUAGACUAAUUUUUAUACCGAAGGACUCUAACAAUAAAGUCAAUUCGUAUACUAAAAUUCAUCUGGGAACAAUUUCAAAUAUUCAAUUUCAAAGUCAAUUUCAAUCGAAGAAAACUAAGGAAGUAGAGAUUGAAUUUAAAGACGUUCGUCCAAAUAUGAAAAUUGUUGGAGAUGAUUUAAAUGCAAAAUUCGACCGAUUUAAAUCUUAUCUAUUGCACUACGCUUUUCCUUUAGAUUAUGCUCCACCCAAUAUUGAUAAGAGAGUGAAGGAGGAGUAUGUACCAGAAAUAUUUUCAGUCAGUCACUACAAGCAUACUCCAUACAAAGAUGAACCUUGCUUUUCAUUCGAUAUGGAAGCGGAAAUGAAACGAAUAUUAGCACCUAAAGCUGGAAAUGGUUCAGAGAAUUCAAAUUGGAAAUUGCUAAACCAAGCGAAAUCUUCAGACGAAUAUUCAAUUUGCGAAUCUUAUCCCUCACAUUUGUACGUACCGAGUGAUAGUGAUGCCUUCCUCCUUAAAGCAGUCAGUUAUAGGAGUAAAAAUAGAUUUCCCGUACUCUCUUGGAUUGAUACAGAAACCCAAGCAAGCAUUACUAGGUGCAGUCAGCCUCUAGUCGGAAUAAAGGGAUCUGUAUCACACGACGAUGUAACACUUCUAGAGACCAUUCAAAAGUUGAAUAAAAAUUCUUUAAAAUUAUACAUAAUUGACGCAAGACCUUGGAAAAAUGCUCAAGGUAAUCGACUUCGUAAUGGUGGUGUUGAAAAUAUGGACAACUACAGUUUCGCUGAACUACAAUACGUGGAUAUAGACAAUAUUCAUGUAAUGAGAGAAUCUUUACGAAAGCUAAAAGAGGCUUGUUCAUCUGAUAAUCCUACUAAUUUCAUGUCAGAAGUUGAAAAUAGUAAAUGGUUGGAGCAUAUUAAAAGAAUAUUAAGAGCGGCCAACACGGUUGUAGACCGAAUUAACAAUAAAUCUUCUGUCUUAGUUCAUUGUUCGGAUGGCUGGGAUAGAACGUCUCAAAUAACCUCAUUGGCGAUGCUAUUAUUAGACUCAUAUUAUAGAACAAUGACUGGUUUUGCAAUAUUAAUUGAAAAAGAAUGGAAAUCUUUUGGGCAUAAAUUUGGUCAAAGGUGCGGAUAUGGAAGUAAUAAAGAAUUAGAUGAGAGAUCGCCUGUCUUUCUACAAUUUAUAGACUGUGUUUGGCAAAUUAUGAUUCAAUUUCCAACGUGCUUUGAAUUUACUGAGAGCUUUCUUCUUGCGAUUUUAAAACAUUUAUACAGCGGCAAAUACGGAACUUUCCUAGGCAACACUGAAAAAGAUAGAAACAAGAAAUAUGCUAAUAAAACAAGAAGUCUAUGGAACAAAUUACUUCGUGACGAUGUUAAAAUUUAUUUUAUAAAUCACCUUUAUAAUGGAGAUUUAAAACAUAUAAUCGUUCCAGCACCAUUUAUAAGGAGAAUGAGAUUAUUUACAACCUAUUAUUGUCAGCAUCGACCGAAUCGUCAACCUAGUAGCAACCAAACACCUUUUUGGAAUGCUCUUUUUAGAAAGAAGUUAGACUUUAUUAAGGGUCGAGCAGAAUCCUUGGCGAAUAAUACAAACAAGAAUAGAUAUUCUGGCCCUGCAAAACAUACAUAA